This is a messenger RNA of Daphnia magna, 1982 nucleotides long. RefSeq lists its product as uncharacterized. Lineage: Eukaryota; Metazoa; Arthropoda; Branchiopoda; Diplostraca; Daphniidae. The record is from RefSeq and is a predicted model, not a curated record. The coding region runs from base 1 to 1692 and encodes 563 amino acids. The transcript is spliced from 11 exons.
AUGCCAAGUGAUGGUCAAACGCUAAAACCGACACCGAAAAAUGCCAACUUUUCACUGGUCAACGCCUCUGCAGCACUUUGCCUUAAUAUCUUUGUUUAUAAACGUAAAGACGUGUUCCGUGUAUUGGGAUCCGGCCGCGCUUGCGAUGACAUUGGCGAGGAAGAGCAACUGGCACUCUUCAGACAUCAGCAAUUAGAUGAUUCUGUCCUUGCAUACGACUACAGUCCUAAUCCGUGGAGUUCUUUGAGUUAUCAACCGAGAAGUCGUUUGCCAGGGUAUGCCGAUCUGUACUCAAAAGGACGAACUUCCGUCAAGAGUCCGGAAUUGAUCGUACCACCAAGAAGUUACCUAACUGGCAAAAAUGGUGUUGAAAACAGGGUGGAAGGUCGCUUAGCCCUUCGUGAUUUUGCAUCUAAUUUCAUCAACACUGGCGUCUUCAACAAUCGAUUCACGCCGGCAAAUACGUGGAGACCGUUUUCUAAUUUGGCUAACAGGAUUCCCGUUUCUUACAAUCCUAAUUUUGAUAAUCCACUGGACAAUUUUGAUGCAUGCACAGGAUCCAGUGGUCACAGCGGUAUUUGUGUUCCGGGUUCCGCCUGUUCGCUGUUCGGCGGAAGGCCUAGUGGAUCGUGCAUUCUGGGAAAAGUCUGCUGCAUUAAUGUAAUGUCAAGUUGUGGUGCAACUGUCACACUGAACAACACUUAUUGGCAAUCUCCGUCGACGAUUAGCACGCCUUCUACGUGCGUGUUGACUGUGAAGGUGGACACCAAAUUUAUUGAACAAAAGAGACCUAUUUGCCAAAUUCGGUUGGAUUUUAUAUCGUUCACCACGACGCAGCCUACGGCUGGAACUUGUUCGGAUACUUUUCGAGUCGGUGGCGCAACAACUGUAGUGCCCGUUAUAUGUGGCGAUAACAGCGGACAACAUAUGUAUUUGGACGUUCCUUCUUCCGACCUGACUUCCAGCACUAUCCAACUCAUGUUCAACUUUUUAACUGCGUCAAGCAUCCGUUCGUGGAACAUCAAAAUUGCUAUGCUUCCGUGUGGCGCUUCCUAUCUGGCACCCGGUAAUUGCUUGCAAUAUUUCACCGCGGCUACCGGAAGAGUAAAGUCCUUCAAUUGGCAGGACACACCUACCGGCACUACCCGCCAAUUGAACAAUCAAAAUUAUAAUAUUUGCUUCCGAACUGAACUCGUAUCAUCGCAAAGAGCAGCACAGAUUUGCUUGUCUGUCUGUUCGGUCACUAAUGGUGGCGACCCCUUCUCGAUAACCACCCCAGCCUCAGUGAGACCUGCAAGAACCGGCUUUGACGCUAUUUCAGAUUUGCCAAUCCCAGCUAGAGCUGCCGCUUUAAAUUCUAAUGUGGGUACGGCAGUCAGCAACGCUGCUGGCGAUACACUUGUCGCGACCUGCUUGUAUGAUUUCAUUAUUAUUGACGGUGGUCGAGGUGUUAACGGAAUCACGGCUGACCGUUACUGUGGAAAUCACCUAAAUCCAGCAGUGGGCACUGUCCGAUUGCCCGGAUUGACCACCAGCGUCCAAGUCUGCACUCCGAUGAGGCCAUUCGUGAUAAAAUACCAAACAGACGGGACUGAAGCAGCAAUUAUGACAGCUAAUCCGCCAGCAGUUCCGGCCGUCGCCAGAAACGAUGACUUAAAUACUGGUUUUUGCCUUGAUUAUCAAGAGCUAUAAACAUGGUUUCAUUAGUUUACCCACACUGCUCGUGAAUUGCAAAAUGUUGUUGAUUCGCCGCUGAUUCUUUGCGGCCCGUAAGAAAACUACGUCGCUUGUACGGGGGAGUUCUGAUUUUUUUAUUCGGUAUAAUUGGGAUCUGAAACUCGCUAUCUUUGUUGAAAUUUCAAUCAAUCUAACUGGGUUGGCUUGCUUGUAUCUUAUUUUAAAAUAACAUAUUUGUUACAAAUAUUUCAAUUGAAUAUGGAAAACUUUAAUCGAUUCGUCAAAUACAGAAUCGUUAACAUCCA